Messenger RNA from Paraglomus occultum, 915 nucleotides. Lineage: Eukaryota; Fungi; Glomeromycota; Glomeromycetes; Paraglomerales; Paraglomeraceae. The record is from the annotation of a GenBank genome assembly.
AUGAAUUCACUCGGUCAGCAACAUGCCAACCAUAUUCAUCAAUAUCUUCAACUACAGCAAGCAGCCGCUGCCUCUGCUCUAAGUGCGCCAAAUCCACUCGGUCUCAACGGCGCCACUUCACUGUCAAACCAUCUUCAAGCUUCAGCUAACCUCCAUCCUCUCAGUAUCGGUCCUGAACCUUGGGCUACUGCUUCUAGUGGACCACUUUCUUUACCACUCCAACACCAGCAGAAGUAUGCUCAGAUUGAGGAAGAGAAGAUCUAUGGAUUGGUUAUUGAACUGUUGAAUCCAGCUACUAGGGAGCAGGCUUUGUCAGAGCUGAGUAGGAAGAGGGAUCAAUACGAAGAUUUAGCUUUAAUAUUAUGGCACUCCUUUGCUCAUAUUCCAUUCUUUCUGUAUCCAUUUCUCAACACAACAAGCAAGAUAAGACCUUUUGAGUUUUUGAGGCUAACGAGCCUUGGUGUAAUUGGAGCACUCGUCAAAAACGAUAAUACAGAAGUAAUUCAGUUCCUAUUGUCAACAGAGAUUAUACCUUUUUGCCUUCGAAUUAUGGAGACGGGCAGUGAACUAUCAAAAACAGUGGCCAUAUUCAUUGUUCAGAAAAUACUCUCAGAUGACACUGGAUUAAAUUAUAUUUGCGGAACAUAUGAAAGAUUUUAUGCUGUUGGAACAGUCUUGAACAACAUGGUCAAUCAAUUAGUGGAGACUAGAGCUGCUCGUCUUCUUAAGCAUGUCGUACGCUGCUAUGUUCGAUUGUCAGAGAAUCCAAAAGCGCGGGAAGCACUUCGCCAGUGUCUACCAGAACCUCUACGCGAUGCUACGUUUUCACAAGUUCUCAAAGACGAUCCUCAUACGAAACACUAUCUUGCACAACUGCUUCUCAAUCUUUCAGAUAAUGUAGUAACUAACAACUGA